Messenger RNA from Drosophila bipectinata, 1272 nucleotides. Its product is annotated as prothymosin alpha-A-like. Lineage: Eukaryota; Metazoa; Arthropoda; Insecta; Diptera; Drosophilidae. The record is from RefSeq and is a predicted model, not a curated record.
AUUGUCGAGUCGGAUGAAGUGGUGGUGAGGAGGCUGGCAGCGGUGCAGCGGCUGCAGCAUGAGCAACUGCAACAGGAGCAAUGGCGGCAGCAGCAGCAGCAGCAGUAUCAGCGAGAACAUCAACAACAACAUUAUCAAGAACAUAAACAGACACAACAACAAUUAAAACACUCUCAAUCUGAUUCCCAAUCCCAUGAAGAAAAUUUCAAAAAAAAUUUAAUCAAUGUUGAUGAGAUGCAACAACCCGAUGCGGUAUUAUCUCCAAAGAAAGAUGAAGAUGAAAAAGACGAAAUAGAAGCAGAAAUAGAAACAAAAACAAAAACAGAAACAGAAGAACCGGAACCGGAACCGGAUAUGAAAAUGACGAUAUACACGCGAGUUGCAGCAAAAAACAGAGAUCACCGUGAAUACACAACAAGAGGCACCCAGGCCGAAAAGGAGGAUGAAAAGGAGCAGGUCUACAUGGAACUAAGCGAGGAGGAGGAGGAGGAGAAGGAUCAGGAUCAGAAUCAAGAAAAUGCCGAUAAUGGAAAAGUGGAGGACGCAAACGUGGAGGGCCAGGGCCAGGAUACCGAUAACGAUGACAUUAUAGAGGAUGACUACGAGGACGAGGACGAGGACGAUGAUGAUGAUGGGACCAUUGUCGAGGACAGCGAUGCCACCAGCUGCAGUAGUUGUCGUCGCACCGAAAUCGAAGAUCACCAUCCUAAACCCUGAGCUAAAGCAUCCAACUAAUUCCAAUCUAUACGAUGCAUGAUUUGUUAACGAAAGGAAUACCCUUAAUGUUGGGCAGGGUAUUCCUUCCAUCCACCAUAAUCUGAAUCUCGCUGAAAAUGCAUGAAAAUGGCAAGAAAAAAAUACUAUAAAAUAAUACCACACACAAAAUACACAAAAUACUAAAGAAUAGACCAACGCUAUUUAAGUUUUUCGAAAAAAAAAAAAAAAAUACUGUAAUUUCUUCAAAAAAUCCACAAAGAUAAUGAUUUGGUUAUCCACAACACUAUAUGAUUUAAGUUCUGCCCCACUGCCCGGCCUCUCCCUUAAAACACCAUCCCCACCACCCCGAUCAUCCCAAAAUUGUACCUCCUAAUUAUUUUUUUGGUUAAUAAAAACAAAAAAUAGAAAAAAAAAGGGAUAGUUUUCUCAACGAAUGUAUUUAUGUGCUGGCGCUUUGUUUUUUGGCCUUAUACCUUACUUAUAAACAUGAAUAAACAUGCAUAAACAUGCAAGAGAGAGAGAGAGCAAUUAAACCAUUGUUAAACCAACCCAUGA